Molecule: messenger RNA, 2402 nt
Organism: Pseudogymnoascus destructans
Lineage: Eukaryota; Fungi; Ascomycota; Leotiomycetes; Thelebolales; Thelebolaceae
Gene: SAC6
Product: fimbrin
Exons: 5
Coding region: 400-2337 (645 amino acids)
Biological process (GO): actin filament bundle assembly; actin filament network formation
Cellular component (GO): cytoplasm; actin filament; actin filament bundle
Molecular function (GO): actin filament binding
Source: RefSeq, a predicted model, not a curated record
GUUGUGGCUUGGUUAAUGUGGCUGGGUUUCAGUGACGCCCGUAACCCCUCAGCCCCUCUCUUCCCCAGCGAGUAGUUUCCUAGGCAGCGAAGAAAUCGCCAGGCAGUAAUCAAUUCACAAAACAAUUCUUUAUAUACGCUCCCUUAAAGCGUUAACUGUUCGAGUGUUGUUCUUGAACGACGUCACGAUACUCGAAGCUGAAAGGAAGCCAUAUAUCCCGCAAAGCCCAACCAAGAGUACCCCUCCAUACGACGCGAAUCGAAGUUCCACGCCGCCUCGAGCACUGACGACGCUUACCCAAAGUCCGAUUCGCAACUACUGGCAUAACUUCCAUCCCAGCGACCGAACACCAAUCUAGAUCCAACGUCCGGUGCGAGAAGCAUCCCCGGAUUACUCGCCAUGAAUGUCAUCAAGCUCCAGCGGAAGUUCCCGGAGUUCCAGCAAGAUGAGAUCUUUGGGCUCCAAGAUGCUUUCCGCAAGUUAGAUGAGGAUGACAAAGGUUACAUUGACGAGGGAACGGCGAUCAAAGCCACCCAACAGAGCGAGAGGCAGCCGUACGACGUCGUGAGGCAGGCCCUGAAGGAGGUCGAGCUUGACUCGUCGCGGAGAGUUGAGCUGGAAGAUUAUGUCGGCUUGGUUUCCAAAUUGCGCGAAUCGUCUCCGGCGCAAAAGCGAAUGUCAACGGGACCAUCGCGCCCAGCACCACCCUCAUCGCAGAAGCCUACUAUGGGGCAUGCGUCGAAGCCGAGCGCCAGCGGUCGUAUCCAGGUCCAGGGCUCGUCUGCAAACGUUACACACACCAUCAAUGAGGAUGAGCGAACCGAAUUCACCAGGCAUAUCAAUGCUGUCCUUGUUGGCGACCCGGACGUGGGACAUCUGCUACCCUUCCCUACGGACACAUUCGAGAUGUUUGAUAAAUGUAAGGAUGGAUUGGUGCUUGCCAAGUUGAUUAACGACAGUGUCCCCGAUACUAUCGAUGAGCGAGUACUCAACAGGUCAGGAAAGAAGAUCAAGACAUUGAAUGCGUUCCACAUGACGGAGAACAACAACAUUGUUAUCGAGUCGGCAAAGGGCAUUGGUUGUUCGGUUGUCAACAUUGGUAGCGGAGAUAUCAUUGAAGUCCGCGAGCAUCUGAUCCUGGGAUUGAUCUGGCAGGUUAUUCGGAGAGGUCUGCUUGGGAAAAUCGAUAUCAAGCUACACCCGGAAUUGUACAGACUACUUGAGGAAGAUGAGACCCUUGAGCAGUUCCUGCGCCUGGCCCCCGAGCAGAUUCUCUUGAGGUGGUUCAAUUACCACCUGAAGGCAGCCAACUGGCCAAGAAGGGUAACCAACUUUUCGACCGACAUUAAGGAUGGUGAGAACUACACUGUCCUCCUCAACCAGAUCGCACCAGAGACAUGCAGCCGCUCACCGCUCCAAACACGGGACCUGCUGCAGCGCGCAGAAGAAGUGCUGCAAAAUGCCGACAGAUUGGAGUGCCGCAAAUUCCUUAGCCCGACAUCUCUUGUUGCUGGAAACCCGAAGCUCAAUCUCGCAUUCGUCGCUAAUCUCUUUAACACUCACCCAGCAUUGGACCCCAUUACUGAGGAGGAGAAGCUGCAAGUCGACGAUUUCGAUGCGGAAGGAGAGCGCGAGGCAAGAGUUUUCACUCUCUGGCUUAACAGUCUGGAUGUCAACCCAUCUGUCAACUCCCUCUUCGAUGAUCUACGAGACGGCACUGUUCUCCUGCAGGCGUAUGACAAGGUUAUCAAGGGUUCCGUGAACUGGAAGCACGUGAACAACGCUCCAGCCUCUGGGGCCGAGAUCUCGCGAUUCAAGGCCGUGGAGAACACAAACUACGCAAUCGAGUUGGGUAAACAGAACAGGUUUUCGCUGGUCGGGAUCCAGGGCGCAGAUAUCACAGACGGACAAAAAACCCUUACACUCGGACUUGUGUGGCAACUGAUGCGGAAGGAUAUUUCCGAGACUCUGUCUGACCUGGCACAGCGCAUGGGCAAGCGUGAGAUCACUGACGCAGAGAUGGUCAAGUGGGCCAACGAUAUGUCUCGCAAGGGUGGAAAGAGCUCCGCCAUUCGUUCGUUCAAGGAUUCUUCCAUUGGCACUGGUACUUUCUUGCUUGAUGUUCUGAACGGGAUGAAGAGCAGCUACGUCGACUAUGAUUUGGUUACAUCUGGCCGCACCGAGGAUGAAGCGUACCUGAACGCCAAGCUGAGCAUCAGUAUCGCAAGAAAGCUUGGGGCUACCAUCUGGUUGGUUCCCGAGGAUAUUUGCCAGAUCCGCAGCAGAUUGGUUGUUACAUUCAUUGGUUCCUUGAUGGCAACGCACGACAAAAUGUAAAUUCUUACCACCAAGCAUAUUAUAGUCAAAUAUUUUAUGCUCUCGAGCCUACUUGCAAUAAACAG